Molecule: messenger RNA, 1342 nt
Organism: Staurois parvus
Lineage: Eukaryota; Metazoa; Chordata; Amphibia; Anura; Ranidae
Source: the annotation of a GenBank genome assembly
AUGUACUGUUUUUUUCUCCUGUCCUCAGGUCACAGCGGCGUUAACCAGCUCGGUGGCGUUUUUGUGAACGGCAGACCCCUGCCCGAUUCUACACGGCAGAAGAUCGUAGAGCUGGCUCACAGCGGAGCAAGACCGUGCGAUAUCUCCAGGAUCCUUCAGGUCUCCAACGGCUGCGUGAGUAAGAUUUUGGGGAGGUAUUACGAGACUGGAUCCAUCAGGCCCAGAGCCAUCGGGGGCAGCAAACCCAGGGUGGCCACCCCAGAAGUGGUUAGCAAAAUAGCCCAGUAUAAGCGAGAGUGCCCCUCCAUCUUUGCCUGGGAGAUCCGGGACAGGUUGCUGUCUGAAGGCGUCUGUACCAACGACAACAUCCCUAGUGUAUCGUCGAUAAACCGAGUGCUGCGCAACCUGGCUAGCGAGAAGCAACAGAUGGGCGCAGAUGGCAUGUAUGACAAGCUGAGGAUGCUGAACGGACAGACGGGCACCUGGGGGACCCGGCCAGGGUGGUACCCGGGCACGUCGGUGCCAGGACAGCCGGCGCAGGAUGGCUGUCCGCAGCAAGAAGGUGGGGGAGAAAACACAAACUCCAUCAGUUCUAAUGGGGAAGAUUCAGAUGAGGCACAAAUGAGGCUCCAGUUAAAAAGGAAACUGCAAAGAAACAGAACAUCAUUCACCCAAGAACAAAUAGAAGCACUAGAAAAAGAAUUCGAGCGAACCCAUUAUCCUGAUGUGUUUGCCAGAGAAAGAUUAGCUGCCAAAAUAGACUUGCCAGAAGCUAGAAUACAGGUAUGGUUUUCUAAUCGGCGAGCAAAAUGGAGAAGAGAAGAAAAGUUGCGGAAUCAGAGGAGGCAAGCCAGCAACACACCCAGUCACAUCCCUAUUAGCAGUAGUUUCAGCACUAGUGUCUAUCAACCUAUUCCACAACCCACCACUCCAGUGUCCUCAUUCACAUCAAGUUCUAUGUUGGGGAGAACAGACACAGCACUUACAAACACAUACAGUGCGUUGCCACCAAUGCCUAGUUUUACCAUGGCAAAUAACCUGCCUAUGCAACCCAGCCAGACUUCCUCCUACUCAUGCAUGUUGCCCACAAGUCCAUCUGUGAAUGGGCGGAGCUAUGAUACAUACACACCUCCCCACAUGCAGACACACAUGAACAGCCAGCCAAUGGGCACCUCUGGUACAACCUCUACAGGUCUCAUUUCCCCUGGAGUGUCAGUCCCAGUACAAGUACCCGGGAAUGAACCUGACAUGUCUCAGUACUGGCCAAGAUUACAGUAAAAACCGUGUUAAUUUAACCAAUGACUUUAUGGAGAACAGUUGGAUGUUCAGCAGUAUUUUAUAA